UUUACACGGCGUAUGCAGUGCGUGCCCUAGAGUCGUGCGCGUGCCCCAGCGAACCUUACGGCAGUGUGACCGGUUGCAAUCUCUCGCUUCGGCGCGCGAUGUGGACGGUGCUGUCGUGAGCGUCUGCAGGCGGCGAUAAGGGGAUAACGAUGAGUGCAUUGCAACUACGUCACAACCAGCGUCAGCGUCGCGCGUCCACGGUGCUGGCAACCGACGUCAUGGCUGCAAGAGGACUACACCGGUGGCCUUCCAAACUUGGAUUAUACCUCCUCUUUGCCAGCUGUGUGCUCGUAUUCUUUCUAUUCAAGUCGUACCGACCAACUAAGCUGAACAGCAGUGAGCAUUCUCCUCUCGCGCACAACUUCGUCGACUCUUUAGUCGAUGACAAGCAAGACUACGCAAGGUCAGCGGCAGAAAACCCUCAUGUGUACCCCUUCAUCAUCGACGCGUCGCACGUAUGCAACAGUUUCGAAAACGUACCCACCCUGAUCGUGUUCGUCACCAGCGCCCCUGCGCACAAGUCGGAGCGUGAGGCCAUCCGCAACACUUGGGGCCUCCACUCCUACCUGAAUCACCGCAGCACCAAGGUGCUGUUCCUCCUCGGCCGCUCCAGCAAGGACACCGAGAUCAAGGCCGAAUCUCAGGUUCACAAUGACAUUAUCCAGGGCGACUUUGUGGACAGCUACGACAACCUGACCCUCAAGUCGGUCAUGAUGCUCCAGUGGACGCAGUCCUUCUGCCCUAGCGUGGACCACGUCAUGAAGACCGACGACGACGUCUACGUGAAUCUGGACAACUUGUUGCCGCAUCUGGCGCGUUCCAUGGGCGACCGUCGCCGCUGGAUCCAGGGGUGCAUCAAGAGACACGUCGGUGCACCCGUCAAGUUCGUGGACGGCAAGGCUGUGGGGCCCGUAGACGACAGGACGCUCCCUAAAGCGCAUCCUGACUUUGUGGCGGGUGCGGGUUACGUGAUUUCAGGGGACCUGGUCCCGGACCUUCUGGCGGCUUCGGCGAACGUUCGAUGGAUGCCAAUCGAAGAUGUGUUCGUGACGGCCAAGUGCGCCGCUCUGGCUCACGUCGAGCCCGAGACGGACGAUCGGUUCAGCUGCGGACGUGGGCUGAGGGAACCGUGUGAGAUGAAACACAUGUUCACCGGUCAUCAGGUCGAUCCCCAAUUGAUGAGGACGGUGUGGGAUGCUAUGCUUGUCGGUUGUCGCUAGAACUAUGGGUGGCCCUUUUCGCCUUAGAGUAAUCCCGGCAACUUCGCGAGAUCUGAGCACAAUCCCAGCCUCUUUGUUAUAACUUGUCUAAGAGUACUGUGAUUGGGUAAACGUGAUAUAAUAAAACGGCAAGCUCCGUAGUUCCACUAUGA
This is a messenger RNA of Ixodes scapularis (black-legged tick), 1372 nucleotides long. RefSeq names its product beta-1,3-galactosyltransferase 1. The record is from RefSeq and is a predicted model, not a curated record. Lineage: Eukaryota; Metazoa; Arthropoda; Arachnida; Ixodida; Ixodidae. Gene Ontology annotation, molecular function: hexosyltransferase activity. The coding region runs from base 150 to 1220 and encodes 356 amino acids. The transcript is spliced from 2 exons. Gene Ontology annotation, cellular component: membrane.